UAUAAUACAUAACACAUACACCCUUCAUUCGAUCGGCAAAAUUUCUCUUUCGGCAGCACACAAAAAACUGUUGUAAAUUAACGUAUCUGUACCGUGUUCUUUCGUUGGGUUAUUGGUCCUAAGUGUAAAGACUGCCUGUUUUCCCGGUUUUCCUCCAGACCGUAUUCAGAUAACCGCAGAUAAGCCCAACGAAGCCGCUACAAAAAAAGGUAAAGGAAAAGUCUUGAGAACAGCCAUCAACUACCGAAUCCCCGAGCCGAAAUCGCAUCUGAAGAAGCGUCGUUCAGAGAUCGCAACUCAAGGAACUGCCUCUCGCCCACGCAUUUUGGGAAUAUCGAAGUAUUCGAGAUUUUAAAAUUCGCAAACAAGUAAAUCCUGGCAGUGGAAGAGCAAUGGAGGACUUGCAUCUGAAGCUCGGCGAUUUGCCGCAACAAGCAUUGGCCGCCCGGCACAGUUUGAUAUUGGGCUCCAAGCUGGGUGGUGCAAUUGGUGGACCCCACCAUCAUCAUCAUCUCCGUCACCAUCAUCCCCUGAAUCGCCAGCUCAACCAGCUGAACCAGCUGAACCAGCUGAACCAACUGAACCAGCUGAGCCAGUUGAGCCAGUUGAAUCAGUUAACUCAGCUAAAUCAUCUGACACAAUUGAGCCAGCUGCAGCAGCACCUGCACCACCAACUGCAUCUCACAUCCGGUCUGAAUCUCAACUUGGGCUUGGGCCACAAGAUGCAGCACCUGACCCGCCAAAUGCACAUGGGCCUGGGGGGUCUGGGACUGGGUCUCCAGCGGGAUCUCGACCUGGAUAUGGGUGGACAUUUGGAGGACGGCAGCAGUGCGAAUAGCACCAGCAGCAGUACCAGCACCACGAGCAGCACCAGCACGAGCAGCGAUCAGGGGCAAGGACAUGGUUCUGGGACUGGAGUUGGAGUUGGUGGACCAAAGUGGCCCCAAGGCCCAGUCCCCGAUGCCCACGCCCAUGGCCCUGCCCAGGAUAAUGGUGAUUCGCCGAGUGUCAAGGGCAGUGUUGUUAAAGAAACGGAGUGCAAGACGGAGGAGGGCGAUUCGCUGGCGGUGUGCAAAAAGGAUCUGGACAAGAAUCUGCUCGAUAAGCUGAAGCCCUCUGCCUCCGUUCUGCUGAAAGCGGCCAACUCCAAGUUGAAUGCCGAUGCCAUGGCCUAUACGAUGCCCAGUGCCACAAUGGAGACCCUCUACGAUGGCGGACUCUUGCCCAAGCCGAGCCACAGUGCUCCCUCGCAGCUGCCUCGAGACUUUAGGCUGAAUGCCGAGGCGGCUGUCUUCAAGCCCUCUUUGCUGGGCAUUGGUUCGCUGGCUCCGGUUCAGCUACCACUUCCGGUUCCGCAAUCACUGCUUUCGACGGUAUCGCUACCCCUACUUCCGGCCAUUUCGCAGGGGGUUCUGUCGGCCAUCUCUCAGCCCCUACUGCCCACGCCAUCACACCUCCUGGACCAGGACUUUCCGCCCCUCCAAGGUAAUCAUCAUCAUCAUCACCAUCAUCAUCUGAUGCAUUCAGUGCAGCGUCAUGGCGGCAAACCCUAUGUCCGUUGGCGCAAACAGCCACUGCCGGACCUCUUCACCGCCGUCCUCUCGCUGAUGAGGGAACACUCGCGAUCGGUCAGCUAUCCGGAGAUCAUAAACACCCUGGCCCUGAGGCUCCAGCGACCGGAGGUCGAGCUGAAGCGCCAUGUGCCGCACACCCUGCACGCCGCCGUCAAUAAUGGGUAUCUGAAGAAGGACGGCAAUCGGUAUUCGCUGGUCUCCGAAAUGGAACAGCUGGAGAUCAUGCGACGGAACCAGGAGGCGGCCAUGCGGGCCAGGGAGCUGGAGAAGGAGCCAUUGUCCUGGCGCAAGCGUUAGUCCAUCCAUAUGCAUAUGAUACUGGAACAUUCGCAUACCACAAUACGGCACCCUGCAUUCCACAUCGACAUCAUCUUCAUCGAUAUUCACUGCACUUCGUAUCUUUCGGCUUCAUCACUUUUAUAUCCUUGAGCUAGCACAGCACUCGCGGCUAUGAGCAUGUAGUCCUGUGAGUCGCACCACCCAGAGCCCCGAGUCCUGUGCCGCCGACGAGCCCUGCAAUAUGGUUUUACUGUACGUGAACUGCGUCCGCGGACCAGCGAUCCGUGUGAUCCUCGAUACGUGACCCGUGCUCCUCGAAUCGUGAUCAGUGAUACGUGAUCCUCGGUCCGCCCAUGAAGUCACGAUGACGAAUGUAUAUAUACAUACUCUAUAUAUAUAUAUAUAUAUAUUAGCCCAAUGGGGACGGCCUUUUGUCGAACUGCUGUCUCCAGAGGAUGUUUCGUUUGCCUGAUGUUCCCAAUUGCGUUCCAACACAGAAACAAUCGAGUUCUCCUGGUUCAGCGCUUUUAAAAUUUCAAGCUAUUCGGCUUGUGUACCGAAAAACUGAAGAAUUCGCGUGGUUUUUUUGGUUGGAAUAAAACACGCUAUAAGCAUGGACACUUUUAAUUUGAAACAAUGCAGUUUAUCCAAAUCGAGAACAUCUCUACGCUUUGGACUUUACAAGU
Molecule: messenger RNA, 2539 nt
Organism: Drosophila subpulchrella
Lineage: Eukaryota; Metazoa; Arthropoda; Insecta; Diptera; Drosophilidae
Exons: 3
Coding region: 393-1871 (492 amino acids)
Source: RefSeq, a predicted model, not a curated record